AGUCCCAACUAGGGAAUCGGCAUUGGUGUAUGUGCAUGCAGUGGUGUAAAUAUUUCAACUUUAUUUACAGAUAAUACUUGAAAAAUGGGAAAUUCACGUACCUGAGUUGUGGCUUGUGAGAAAAUCGAGAUGAGAUAUCAGUGGGUCUACAGUUUCUGACGUUAUUUCAUUUUUCCAACAAAUAAGCAAUUUUGUCAAAGGUAUGGCAGACUCUACGAAUGAGCGUUCCCAUCCCCAAAGUAUCAAAUUACCUCCCGCUGUUGAGGUUUUUGCGAAUUUAAAAAACGCUCACAACUUUGCCAUCGAUAUCGGCAUAUCGCUAACGAAAAUAGCAUACUACUCCACCGUGAAUUAUCGAAAGGCUCUCUAUGACAAUUCAGAGCUGGAAAGUUCCGGAGAACGAGCUUACAAAGUCUUCGAAGGCAGUAGAUUACAUUUUGUUAAGUUUGAAACCAGACACAUUGAAAAUUGUUUAGAUUUUGUUAAGGCAAAUUUAGUUAACAUCGAAAGAUUCCAAGGCAAAAGUAUUAAAGUUACUGGCGGGGGAGCCUUCAAGUACACGCCCUUGCUUCAAGAAAAAUUAGGCUUGUUAGUUGAUAAAGAAGAUGAAAUUUGCUGUCUGAUAAAAGGCUGCAAUUUUUUGCUGAAGAAUAUUCCCUGCGAAGCUUUCCAAUUCGAGAGAAAUGCAGAUCCUGAAUAUAAUUUCCAAAAAGCUAGCCCCAAUAUUUUUCCGUAUUUGCUGGUUAAUAUUGGGAGUGGAGUCAGCAUUCUUAAAGUACAAUCUGAGGAAGAGUUUGAAAGAGUAGGAGGAACAGCAACUGGAGGUGGAACUUUUUGGGGAUUGGGAUCUUUACUCACCAAAGCAAAGGGUUUUGAUGAACUGCUGGAAUUGGCAGAGCGAGGCGAUCAUCGAAAUGUCGAUACGCUCGUAAAAGAUAUUUAUGGCGGUGAUUAUUCUUCACAAGCUUUACCAGGGGAUUUGAUAGCAUCAUCUUUUGGCAAAGCGAUGGGUUGCAAUAAUAAUCCCGAGUCGAGGAAAUUCGCUGAGGCUGAUAUAGCAAGAAGUUUACUAUUCACGAUCAGUAAUGAUAUUGGGCAAAUUUCUAGUCUUUAUGCAACGAUUCAUAACGUCGACAAAGUUUACUUCGGGGGUUAUUUCCUUCGAAAUCAUCCGUUGUCGAUGCACGCCAUCUCUUAUGCUCUCAAAUACUGGUCUCAUGAUAAGUUGAAGCCGCUUUUUCUUCGCCAUGAGGGUUACUUGGGUGCUAUUGGUGCCUUUCUUUAUGGAGCUGAACAAUCUGAUAACUGCAGCUGGUUAGAAAAUUAUGCCGGCUCCUCUGGAUUCAAAGACUCGAUUUUAACGAAAUUAGGAAUUGAAGUUGAUCAGCUAGAGAUUGAUCAGGCUGAAAAUGCGGUUACGUUUUGUCCUUUGUUGAAAGAUCCGGCGACCUAUAAUCCAGAUACUACUGAUCUUGCUCAAGAUAAGGAAGCUAGGGACUACUGGUUACAGUGUUUCGAAGAAUCGGUCGACAAAUUUAUUGCAAGAGCAGUUAUUAGUCAGCCCCAGAGUCCGACUGCGAAGGACAGAGCUAGUAAACUUAAGGAAAAAUACAUAAAUAGGCUGCAUUAUUUACACCUUCAGCCAUUUGCAUAUGGAACUCUUACUGUUAGAACUCUCUUAGACACAAUCGAACAUUGCAUGAAAGAGUUCGAUUUUCCGGAUCCGUACUUACACCAAAAGAAAAAGGAAAAUGAUGAGGCUCUUAAGCAUUUGAAAAACAGAAUAAUUGCACUGGAUAAGAUGGAAGGCAAGGAGAAAAUAAAAGCUUUGAUACGAGGAGUUCUGGCUGGAAAUAUGUUUGAUUGGGGAGCGAAAGAAGUCGCAGUUUUAUUGGAAACAACUGGCUUUAGUUUUGAAGACGCCCAAGAAAAAAUACCAAGCAGACCGUGGUUACAGGAUUCCUUAGAUGAGUGGGUUGCGAGAUUGCAAGAAGGACCGGCGCACAAGUGUGCAGCUAUUUUUGUUGACAAUAGUGGCGUCGAUGUUAUUCUGGGCAUUUUACCUUUUGUGCGAGAUUUAUUACAACGGGGAACAAAUGUAAUUUUGUGUGCUAAUUCGAUGCCUGCAUUAAAUGACGUGACUUAUCCAGAAUUAGUUGUCGCUUUAAGAGAUGCGGCUAAAAUCUGUAACGUGAUUAAAAAUGCUCUGAAAGAUAAUCGACUGAUGGCUAUGGAAACGGCACAGGCUGGUCCGUGUCUUGAUUUGAGUCGGUUGAAUUUGGAUUUGUGUCUCGCAAUGGUGAAGCACAAUGUGGAUCUGGUCGUGAUUGAAGGAAUGGGUCGAACUCUUCACACGAACUUAUAUGCAAAAAUGAAAUGCGAAUGCCUAAAAUUAGCAGUAGUAAAAAAUCGAUGGCUUGCUUUGCGAUUAGGAGGUGAAAUGUACGCGGUAAUAUGUAAGUACGAAAAGGCAUUGUUUAAACAAACACUGGACGAAGAAGUAAUGAACUCCCAAAAUAAGGAAAUUUUCUGUCCGAUGGUUUGUGUCGAAAGAGAAAGCGAUUAUUGUAUUUGUAAAAAUGCUAAUCGAGAUAGGAAAAGUUUGAUUGAAAUGGAGAUUGUUGAUCGUAGUCAAAAAACCAGCGAAGCAUCGUCUUCUACUGAAAAGUUUGACGAAAACAACGAUGCAAAUUGCGACGAGAAGAAUGAAAAUGCGUGAAUAAUUUUUAUAGUUAUUCAAGUGAGUGACACAAAAUUUAAUUUUAAAUUGUGUCACUGAAAAUGAGUUAACAAAAAGUAUUGAUUUUUGUACUUAAGGCUUAAGUUUGCUUCGUCCAAGUGACAAAGUUUCUUUAAAUUCACGUAAGUUGUUUGAAGGCUGACAAUUUUAUUUUGAAUUAUUUGUCCUUUAGUGACCGCGUUUAGAUAUAAAUAUUAAAGGUUGUUUUGGCUAGAUGCAGGAAGUAGGAAAAUUUAAAACUUUGAUAUUAGGAAAAAGUAUCAAAAUGGAAACAACAAAUCAUGGCAAAUAAGACAAAGAAAAAUAUUUAUUAGGUUGUGAGAAGUUUCCAAAUUAUUUAUUUGCUCUAGUUUUGUUUUAAACUUGAGUUUAAAAUUCUAUGAGAAGACGGAACUAUUUUUAUUGGCCUAGCCGAUCUUCUGGAUUUAAUCUCUGUUAUUAUGAAAUGUUCGUUAUACGUAAUAAGAUGCUAAUCAGUAAUUAGAAUUGAGCACAUCUUUGCACUUUUGAUACUACGAAGUCCUUUAUCAGUUUUAAACAAAAAUUCAAUAUUGAGAAACUUAUCCAGGCUAUUAAUUAUUCGCGAUUAAGUUCAUCGAUGUCGUUUUAAUUAGUAAACGAAACUUGUUUCGUUGAAUACACGAUAAUAAAUUGAUCCAUACUUCAGUUUACCGAAAUACAGAAAUUGUCCCCUAUCUAAAAAGUGAUAUUCGUAGUUUAUGGAGAACUUAAAGUGUACGUAAUGACGAAAACGAAACAUUAUUGUACAGUAAAUUAGCUGUGAUAUUGUCACCACUAAAAGAGUUGCAGUUUGGUGACUUAAUGUAGAAGGCCAUAAUAAGAAAAAAACACCGAACUUAAUAGAGGUUAGUCAGUUUGGGCGGUCUAAAAAAUCCUGAGGAAUGAAAUUCGCAACAGUGGAAAAUUCUUGAAAAAGAAAAUAAUCAAUGUAUAAUAUUCCCGAAAAUAAAUGCUUGCUGACAAUUUAAAAUUCCCGAAUCUAAACAAUUAAAUAAUAGUUAAAUAAUCAAUGAAAUCCUUUUAUUUUAUAAACAUAUAUUUA
Messenger RNA from Belonocnema kinseyi, 3803 nucleotides. RefSeq names its product 4'-phosphopantetheine phosphatase. The record is from RefSeq and is a predicted model, not a curated record. Gene Ontology annotation, molecular function: ATP binding; pantothenate kinase activity. Bases 203 to 2719 code for a protein of 838 amino acids. The transcript has 13 exons. Gene Ontology annotation, cellular component: cytosol; nucleus. NCBI's taxonomy places the organism in Eukaryota, Metazoa, Arthropoda, Insecta, Hymenoptera, Cynipidae. Gene Ontology annotation, biological process: coenzyme A biosynthetic process.